AUGUCUUCGUACUCGUAUUCAAUCAUUCUCGAACCGCGGUUCUCACCCACACUAUACACCGAGCUACCGAAAUGGCGACGCAAAUUCCCUGCCCUCAACCUGCGAUAUGAGGACCUGGACAACGAGUUCAUCUGCAGCUCUCUGGAGAAGCUCGGGCAAACAUCAGACCUGGGAAAGCGAACGGCUAUCAUCAGCGCAAUCAAGCAACGACAACUGCUGAUUGAGAAACAUUGCAUUGAGCUUGAAUUAUGGGGCAGGUUGGAGACGAUGGGGAUGAAUGACGCAGAGAUUGAAGCGAUGGCGGAGGAGGAGCUCAAGGAGAGGCUGAAGGAGAGAAGCAAGCCGAGACCAUGGGAGGUCGAAGAACAGACGGAGGAUGAGCUGGAUGAAAGUAACAAGGACGACGAAGAGACGGUUCAAGGUAUGGUAGUUGAAGAGAGUGGCGAAGAGAGGGAUGAGGGAGAAGUGGUGAAGGAAACGAUACCGCCGAAGCCGCACGGCGAAGAGUACGAGAAACUUCUGAACGAUAUCUUAGAGCAGGCGGUAGUGUACCCCGGGUUCGACCCCGCAAGGAUAGACGAGCCCUGGCCGUACUCCUUCGUGGACGGAGAGACAGUAUGGAUAUCGACCACAGUACGUAGACGCAGUGAAGAACGUGCUGUUGUGCGGUGGCGCCCUGGCACAGUAGUUGGCUCGGCAUACGUCGGAAACCAUAGCGGAGAAGAUUCUCCAGUCACGUACCUGGUGGAAUACCAUGUAGAGGAGCCACGAAGACGGUUCAGGGUCAAGCAGUGGUUCUGUCCGCUGGAGGGGACGAUUAAGCCGGAUACUGCACACAUUCGCUUGCUGUUGAAGGCGCAGACGAAGUAUAGCUUGGUCUAG
Molecule: messenger RNA, 882 nt
Organism: Gloeophyllum trabeum ATCC 11539
Lineage: Eukaryota; Fungi; Basidiomycota; Agaricomycetes; Gloeophyllales; Gloeophyllaceae
Exons: 3
Coding region: 1-882 (293 amino acids)
Source: RefSeq, a predicted model, not a curated record